AUGGGGAAUCUGCGGAAAGCCCUGGGGUACGGUGGCGGCGGAGGGUACGCGGGAUUCGAGGGGGAGAGUUCGGGAAUGGUGUUAAGUGGGGGGGAGGGGGUCGGAGGUCUGUAUGGUGAUUUCAGCGGCGGGAAUGGCGGCGGGAAUGGCGGCGAGAAUGACGCACGGCCGGAGCAGCCGCAGUGGGAGCACGUGUGCUGGACGUCGUCGGGAGACUACUCCUCCCCUUCGCCCCCCGGAGUCACCAUUCACGGGCGCGGCUGCGCCACGUGCAUCCGCGGGCAGCGCUGCUCGUUCCGCCUGUCCGUGCGCGCGCCCGCGCGAUGGGCGGAGGGGGUGCUGCAUGCGGGGAAGCGCGGGUGGUGGAAGCGCGACGUGACUGUUACCAUGCGCGGACCCGCCAUGGGCGCGGGGGACGUGAGAUGCCUUGACCCGCCGCGCUGCAGGGAGAUGCGAGUGACGUACCGGCUGUGGGAUGGAGGAGAGUACUUGGCUACGAUGCACAUAGGCUGCGCCAACCUGCAAUUCUCACCACUGUACUAUCAGCACCUCAACAAGACAGCUCAACACGACCUCGUCUCCUGGCCCCUCACCGUUCUGCCCCGCACUGCACCCAACUCCACCGCACACGCUCAGCAACCCCGCCUCUCCCUUCCUCAGCUCCAACCGCCAGCAGCACAGACAAACCCUCCCCCAGGCAGCCCGAGCCUAUCCCGAGCCUAUCCCGAACCAGACUCCGAGCUUCCCAGAAACCCCUGCGUGGGAGCCUCGGUCCAGGGUCGGUGGAGGAUGAGAAACGGUCUGUACCGCUGGGAACCGUUCUUCUGCGCGCACAAGGAGCUGCCUGCUAGCAGCUGGAUUGCUGCUCUGGAGCAGAGGAGCAUUCGGGAGAUCAGCAUUGUGGGGGACUCGCACCAGCGGUAUUUCACAGCGCACUUGUAUUAUCUGCUCACGGGACGGGCGGAUAUGGGAGUGAAGAAGUGGCGGGAUAAUCUGUUUUAUUCCGCAAAGGAUGAAGAGGGGAGGGAGCUGAAGAUCAACUUUUACUGGAUUGAUGGGAUCUACCGGAAUGGGGAGUUUGGGUGCAGUCAUCGUGGCGCCACAACCAAUCGGACGACUCAGUUCCCCAACAUCUCAUCCACUGCUGACGUCACCCUCUUUGAAGGAGGCUACUGGGGUGCGUCUUUCUGCAAGCAGCCUCUUAAAGCCCUCCGGGUGUACCUGCGGGAGUUUGUGCGCUGGGGCAUUUCCGCCGUUGCGCCCGGAAAAGGCCGGGUGGUUUUCCGCACUAUCCCCUCGUUUGCGGUGAGGUGGGGCUCGUGUAAUCGGUACAAUGGCCCGAGAACGAAUCGAGCGGGCAUGGCUGUGAACGCACUCUUGAAGCGAAUCGUGCACGGGGGAACCAGGAGAGGAAAAGGGCGCACAGGAGAGGGGGGAAGGAGGGGAAGAGGGGAGGGUGGAGGGGAAGGUGGAGGGGAGGGAGUGGCUUGGCAAGACCUGGACGAGAGCUUGCAACGGCUGCCUGGUGAAGAGUUGGAAAGAGGAUCUCAUGUGGGGGGAAAUGACGCGCUUCGAGAUUCAUCUGCUGAGGCGGCUCAAGGGAACUCGAGAGAAUCAAGAAAUACAGGUGACGCAGAUUCUUAUUCCGACUCUGAUUCUGGGUCAUUUGCCACACCAGCACAAGCAGCAGCAGCAGAAACAGCAGCACUGGCGGCUGAAAGUGCUGAAGGGGCGGCAGCAGGCGCAGCAGCAGACACAGCAGCAGACACAGCAGCAGGCGAGAAGCGGGCUGACACUGAAAUACCAACAGGAGCAGCCACAAUUCUGGACACGUGGCAAAUCGACGCACCUCGAUACCUUGACACGGCUAUUCCCGACGACCACCACUACUCGAACGUGGUUGCAACUGAUGACGGGGAUGCGGUGGUGGGGGAGGUGGGGGAGGCGCAUGUGAGGGCCUUCAUCCACUAUCUACUCUACAUCCUCCCUCCUCCUGACAAGUGA
Closterium sp. Naga37s-1 is the source of this 2004-nucleotide messenger RNA. Lineage: Eukaryota; Viridiplantae; Streptophyta; Zygnematophyceae; Desmidiales; Closteriaceae. The record is from the annotation of a GenBank genome assembly.